AUGACUGCUAACCUAGGAGGAACUAAUAUACAGGAACCUUUAGAACAUGCCAUUAAAAGACUCUUUAUAAAGAUUGAUCCUAAAUUACUUGAAUCAUUAAAAACGAAAGAAAGAGAUGCACUCAUAAAAUCUCCUAUUGAACCAAUAGGCUAAGAGAAGAUAAGAAAAAUUUUCCUGCUUACUGAUGGAGCUGUCAAUAAUCCUGGUGCUGUCAUUGAUUUGGCAAGGGAAUGGGUGUAGUAAGUAUCUUGUCAAAGAACUUGCUAGAGCUGGCAGAGGCUCAUAUUCUUUUGUUGA
Molecule: messenger RNA, 297 nt
Organism: Stylonychia lemnae
Lineage: Eukaryota; Ciliophora; Spirotrichea; Sporadotrichida; Oxytrichidae
Source: the annotation of a GenBank genome assembly